Molecule: messenger RNA, 1953 nt
Organism: Oppiella nova
Lineage: Eukaryota; Metazoa; Arthropoda; Arachnida; Sarcoptiformes; Oppiidae
Source: the annotation of a GenBank genome assembly
AUGAUUUGGUCAACCAUUAAAUACAAGACAUUAUUGAUGGCUGAGUUUAAGACAAAAGUGGACUCAACUGACGGCAAAACACGGCUCAAACUAUUUAAGAGGAUCAUUGUGUCCGAGGAUAUAAUCAGCGGAUAUCUGGCCAUCGAUUGGGUCCACGAUUUGCUCUUUUACUACAACGAGACCAACAUUAAUGUCAUUAAUAUUCACGAACCGGAAGCGACUUAUCCCGUGACCCAUAACUACCACCAUAAGUACCGUACAUGGAGUACAGGUCAGGUGGUGGUCAACCCGUUUGACUCAUUUAUCGUUUGGUCGGAAUAUAUCGCUUCCAACGGAUCGGCGGUUAUCCAGAAGUGUAACGAAGAUGGAAGUGAUCCCAAAAUUCUGGUCUAUGAGGACAUCGGACUUCCGGUGUGUUUGGGGAUUGACUUUCGGUCGAAGACUAUCGUAUGGAUUGAUAAUGAGUUGUAUUCGCUGUCAUCUGUCGACUACUCGGGCGGUAGUCGACAGACAUUAAAUCAAUCGAGAGAGUGGUUCAGUGAUUGUUCAUCGAUGGACGUGUUUAACGGAUCCGUGUACUGGACCAACACUAGAGGCAUAUAUAGGUUAGACAUAACAAGUACGUCAUCUGAAGUGGAAAUGCUGGUCAAGGCUGGUGUCUGGUUCAGUAGGAAUACGGACAUGGAUUACGUGCGAGUUAUGCAUCCAUUGAAACAACAAAUGGGAGCUAAUUAUUGUCGUAAUAAUAGUUGCGAUCAUUUAUGUGUGCCAAAUGGCAAACAGGACUACCGGUGCCUGUGCUCUGAUGACGAUCACUGGGAAGCAUGCAAUGACCCAAAAACUACACUUCCAGCACCGGCACAAAUACCUGAAGUGAUCCAAAACACAACAACUUUGAUUCAAUUCAUGUCAACGCCUGACCCCUUAUUCUUAGUCGUAAACAAAGAACGAGACAUAAGACUUGUCAAAGAUAUCCCUAAUCGCGCCGUCUAUCAUAUGGACACCCAAUUUGUCCGCCAUAUUAACCAAACGGUCGGUGCUAUCGACUAUAGCUAUACAGGCAACUAUUUUGUCGGUACUAAAGGCUUGUCCAAAGGAGUCAUAUUUAGCGCGCCGUUAGUCGAGGGUCAACAACAACCUAACAAUAUAGUCACUGAAGGGGAUAAUAGGUUUACCAUUGACCACAAGUCUCUGGCACUCGAUUGGAUCCAUAAUAUACUUUCCCAAUAUGGGGAUAGAGACAAAAGUACAAUAAUGAGAUCGUCCCAAAAUGGACAGGCUGUUACAACACUGGUUGCGCCGCAGUAUAUUAGGCGAUACACAUUAAAUGUAGAUGUUCAGGGUAAACGAGUAUAUUGGGUCAGCCGGGAAAAUAGUUAUUCAUCUAUUAACACAAUUCUGUCAAUCGGAUACGAUAGCAGCAACCUGCAAUUUCACUACGAGUCCGACACAUUUUUCAGUCAUAUAGCGGCUACGGAUAUAUUUGGAAACUACAUGUUUUGGGUAAACAAUAAAGAGCAUACCAUAUAUGGCAGGAAUAUGAGCAUGGUGACUACAAACCCGACAGUUGGAGAGUUAUAUCAAACGGGUAGAGACAUUACGGCAAUGAAAAUCGUGCACAAGUUGCGACAACCUGCCGGUGCUAACAAGUGUAUGAAUCACGACUGCACUCAUAUAUGUUUGCCGUCCGGGUUGGCUAAUAUAAACUACACGUGUGGGUGCCUACCGUUCCAUAGGUGGAAUGGGAAUGAUAAAGCCUGUGUGGGCAACAUUCGUAACACCGAUAGUACCGGUAGCACCGGUAGUAUUGAUAGCAAUGGUGAUGAUAAGGAUAGAUAUGAUACGGCAACUUUUGAAUCUAUUCCCGACCGUAUUAUCAGAAACAAUUUGUCGGAUAAAGUCGAUUUGACCUCAUAUUAUGAAGCUCUCAACAAUGUUAUCCGGAAUAUUUAA